CUCCAUCAGCCUCUCCGCAUGCACUGUGAGCUGUGCAGCAUCGUGUCCAGCUCGGGGCAGAUGCUGGGACAGAAUGCUGGCGUGGAGAUUGACCAGUUGCCGUGCGUGUGGAGAAUGAACAACGCGCCCACGCUGGGUUUCGAGAGGGACGUGGGGACCCGGACCAGUGUCCGUGUGGUGUCCCACACCAGCUUCCCCCUCCUGCAGCGGAGGCAGCAGCAUUACUUCGGGGAAGCCAACGAGACCGUCUACAUCUUCUGGGGGCCCUUGCGGACAAUGCGGCAAGAUGGCAAAGGGGCCACGUACAACGAGCUGCGGAAACUGGCGCGCAAGUACCCCCUGGCCAAGAUCUACGUCACUACGGAGGAACGAAUGAACUACUGUGACCAGAUCUUCAAGCUGGAGACGGGCAAAGACAGGAAGCUGUCGGGCACGUACCUGAGUACUGGCUGGUUCACUCUCGUGCUCGCCAUGGAAGUCUGCCCCAAAAUACACAUCUUUGGGAUGAUUAACAACACCUACUGCAGUCUCCACAGGUCCAGAUCACCCAAGAAAAUCCCCUACCACUACUACGAGCCGCGGAGUCGGGACGAAUGCGCGGAGUACACCAUUCACGAAAAAGCCAUCAAAAGCGCCCACCGGUUCAUCACGGAAAAAGCCGUCUUCGCCAAGUGGGCCAAGCAACACGACAUAAUCUUCUCACACCCGAGCAGCGUCUCCCUCGACACAAGCUCGCAGCCCCACCUGAAGAAUGACUGAACCACUCCCAGGUGUGGGAUUGGUGGUCUACCUCUUGAACCCCAUCCACUGUGUGCCACCUCCGUUCUGUGACUGCGCGGGGAGCGUGGCAGCGUUUCUACUUCAAACUUUUUGUACUACCAUAGGAGGAAGAAAGAGCAAAGAUUCAGUAACGACUUAAAAUAUUUUACUGGGGGUUUUUUUCUUAAAUUCCCACAAAACGGUGCACUGCAUAUUGAAAAAUGGCACUAGAACACUUUGACGAGGGGACGUUCGAUCCUGGGCUUUUAAAUUCCCCCAACGUCCCAGCUCCAGCUUCCUCGGGAAGAACGCUUUCCCAC
This is a messenger RNA of Amblyraja radiata (thorny skate), 1079 nucleotides long. It is a transcript of the gene st6galnac3, whose product is annotated as ST6 (alpha-N-acetyl-neuraminyl-2,3-beta-galactosyl-1,3)-N-acetylgalactosaminide alpha-2,6-sialyltransferase 3. Gene Ontology annotation, biological process: oligosaccharide metabolic process; ganglioside biosynthetic process. NCBI's taxonomy places the organism in Eukaryota, Metazoa, Chordata, Chondrichthyes, Rajiformes, Rajidae. The transcript has 3 exons. The coding region runs from base 19 to 759 and encodes 246 amino acids. Gene Ontology annotation, molecular function: alpha-N-acetylgalactosaminide alpha-2,6-sialyltransferase activity. The record is from RefSeq and is a predicted model, not a curated record.